This is a messenger RNA of Lingula anatina, 4322 nucleotides long. RefSeq lists its product as uncharacterized. Gene Ontology annotation, molecular function: protein binding. The record is from RefSeq and is a predicted model, not a curated record. Lineage: Eukaryota; Metazoa; Brachiopoda; Lingulata; Lingulida; Lingulidae.
UUUGUACAGCUUACCUGAUAUGUCUGAAGAUAAGGCUGGCAAAGUGUGUCUCUGUUUCCUUGGAAUAUCGCAGUCAAGUAGGACAACUAUAUUCACAGGGUACCCUCCUGACCCCCCUGUCAAUUUUACCUGUAUAUCAUAUAACCAGCAAAGAAUGGUAUGUUCCUGGAGUUUACCCAGGCGAAAUUAUGGAGCUAAAAGCUCAGUGAACACUAGAUUGUUAUACAGCAAAGAAGGGGACAGCCGCUUAUAUCCCUGUCCCAAAAAACGUAACAUCACCAGCCCAGAUUCGUCCCCAGGUGGUGCAUGUACCUGGACCAUGUCAUCCAGCAGAAAGGACAUGUCAAGAGCCCAUGCUUAUAAACUGACCCUAGUGACCAGUAGUGAAUGUUUUGGAGACAUUACUGAGACCAUAGAUUUGUAUACUGAUUACCAUUUAGAGAAACCCAAUCCAGUGAGUGACAUCAACACCUAUAUCAUCAAUAGCACAGCCCUGCAGGUAAAUUGGAAACCCCCUAAUGAGUUUCCAACAGGGUACCUGGACUGUCUAAGUCAGUCAGGGGUCACGACCUCUGACCCUUCAAGGUGCCACAACUGCCUGGGUGGAAAUGGCGGGUUGCUGUAUGAAGUCCAGUACAGCUCCAUCAUUUGGGGCGAUGCUGGGGCAGUCUUACUUUGCAAACCCAAUGUGAACCACAUGGAAAACAUUUCUCUGAUCAUAUCUGGACUUAGGCCCAAUUCCGAUUAUUCCAUCACAAUAAGAGUGAGGCCAAAUGGUGAUGGGAUAGAAGAGGCUGGCUACUGGAGUGACCAAGCUAGUGUCCAGUCUGAAUUGACUUGGGAAUCAGUUCCAACAGCUGCUCCAGAAAUUGUUGGAUUGGUGCAACUAAAUGGUGGCAAAGCAGAACUGCUGUGGAAGGAGAUACCCAGAGAAUUGCAGAAUGGCCAGAUUAGGUCUUUGAAUGUAACACUUACAAUAGCGAGUGGCAACAUUUGUCAGUCUCAGCUGUAUGAUACUAGUGAAUCCGUUCCUCCACUUGGAAUCCCGCUGACACCAGUGUACUUGCAAACCAAAAAUACAAACCAGUCACUAGGAUUACUUCUGAAUGCAGCAACAUCAGCAGGCUUUGCCAGGAAACCUAGCAUGAAGAACAUUUACUUGUCAGCAGAAAGGGUCUUGAGGCAUUUUGUUGCAGAAGUUGAUGGCAAAGAGGCUGUUCUAAGCUGGAAAGCACCAUUGUUUACCACACCACCAGAUAACUACACUCUUGUCUGGUGCAAAGGACUGUAUGGAACUCAGUGCGAGGACAGUCUUCAGACCUUGAUCCUGGAUGAAAACAGUCUGGGGAUCACAGUUAAUGAAUCUAGGUUCCAAUAUAACCUAACACUGCCAGAAGCAGCAGAAAAUUAUAUUUUCCUGCUCUCUGCCAAUUGGGAAGAUGCCUGGGGGUCUAUGGAGUACCCAGAUUGUCAUCACAAUUUUAAGUAUUAUGGAGAAGUACCUUCCUAUGACAGUGCCUUCCAUUUGGAGUCGAGUGAAGACAACAUCAUUGUUACCUGGAGCCCUCCCAGCUUUGACAGGGAAAGUGGCCAUAUCAUUCAAUACACAGUACAGAGUUGUGAAGCUACAAAUACCAGCAAAUGUCAGUCAGUCACAUUGGUACCUGACUGCCAGUGCAGCUUUCAAUCAUAUGGCUGCAAUCCUUCAUGGCAAAUCCAGAUACCUAAGUUAAGGUCCUCCACAAACUACACAGUCAGUCUCAAGGCACAUACCAGGUUUCAUCAAAGCGUUUUGGCUGUUGACUAUGUGACUACCAAACCAGGAAUUAGUAAUCACGGUCAGCCCAUUACUGGCUUUGUCAUAUUGGGUGCUGUUUUAGCUCUGGGUGUGAUAGUGACCAUAGCAGUAUGUGCAGUUCGGUGGUUGAAAUCUUCUAUGCAGCCAAUAGAUAUUGAUGUCCCAGAAAAUCCAGAAAAAUUUCAGUACUUUGAAGAUAUGGACUCCUCCUCGAGUAGCCAGAUGGCAGUUAGAAGACAGAGGGACGAAGACCGCAUCGCAGGCCAGGAGGAUAGUUCAGCCUUGGUACAGCAAGAAAGUCAGGAAAAUGUACCCUGCAGAGGCUAUCAUUGGUGUCAGUAUCUUUAUUUGCACUUGAAAUCGAAAUUUUGCAGAAGGGCAAGAAGAAAGGAAUUGUCUGAAUUGAAGGGACUUGACAGACAGGACACCGUCCAAAGUGAUGACAGUGGUUUGCCUCAAUCCCCCACACCUCAAUUCCUGAACAAUACCUCUGAUCCUGACCUGCCAUUUGAGCAGCCACCACGGCCCAUCUUGGACAACCAGGCACACCAACCUCCCUCUGGUGACACAUCACAUAGUCAUUCCUCUGCUGAGCUGGUGCUGAGAUGCCCAACAGAAGACUUAGAAAUUAAUGCCAGUCACAGAUGUGAUAGUAUAGGUUUGCAAAUAACUAAGCCUGCUGGUGAUUUUACAGAGAGUGCAGAAGGUGAAGGAACCCUUGCUGGUCAAGGGAACAAUCUCAGUAACCCUUGUAGCAGUGAUGAGUGUUUGAAUAGCAGUUACACACAGUUUGCUCUGGCAGAAACCCCCAUGUUUUCUUCAGUGGAGACAUUACCCGAGAGCCAUAGUAGUAGUCAAGAAUUUGUUUCACAGGAGGAUUUGAGAAAAUCUUUGACUAGAAACCUUGUAGCUGAUGGUACAUGUAUAUGUAGUCCUAACUCCAUUGCAUUGCCAUUGACAACGUCAUCAUCUACAGAUAGUUGUAUUCCUCUUGUGACAACAGAGAAUCCAAAUUCCAAAGAUGUUUCCAUAGUUUGCCGCACAGAUGGGUAUGUGCCAAAUCUCUCUUUAACAUCUCCUGAACCAGGGUCUGUAAACUAUGCAAAAUUUGAAAAGGAUAGUACAUGUAGUGACCCUAGUGAUAAGUAUGGAAAGUUGGGUACACCAAAUGCAUCAAAUGAUUACGUUCGAGUUGCAUGCAACCAGACAAAACGUCCUUCCCAUACUGGGUCCAGUCAGCAGCAUAACAGGCAGAUAGAUUCAAAACAAACUGAACCUAACAUUUACUUUUCAAAACCUGCUGGCUCUUCGGGCUAUUGGUCAUUUUCAGAGAUGGGGGAUCAAAGUGCAACACCCCCAUCAUCACCACCACCACCAGUUGGGAAGGCUGAGACUUCAGACAGUAUGCAAUGUGUGCCUAGCAUUAGACUGGGGGCUGAUAGACAAAUGGCAGAGUGCUCCAGCUCAGAUGGAUAUGUGAGUUCAGAUGAGAUGGGGCAUGUUGGCUUUGGCAGUGCAACACAGGGGGAGCUUUCACCCUUUCCUGCUCAGGCAGAGCACAGAGUAAAUGGUGACAUUGCUCCUACAUAUGCAGGUGAAUUGUCAAACGUACCUGGGAUUGCAGUAGAUGACUAUGUGACAAAAGACACUUUGCUGCAGUUGUGUGGAAAUCGGGGGGAAAUUUUCCACACCGACACCAAAGGUAGCACAAAUUUGUUAAAUGCACAAAAGGACACCAAGAACAUUAGAAAUGGUCAAGAUGAUGAUGUUGAUUCAGCACUAGGCUGUGCUUUAAAUGACCAGUCCUCCUCCAGUGACCCAUAUGUGACUGCCAGUGUGUUCCAAAGGACUGGGGGCAAUAGUAGUGAGGACUUUGUAGGUACACAUGAACAUGCUCCAUGUGUGGCAGAAAAUGACUGGCCAUUUGAUGUUUCUGGUAAUGAUCCUCAACCUGCAGACAAAUCAGAUGUUAGUGACUAUGUUGCUACAGUAUUUUCUCCAAACCAAGAGACUUUUGAAAAUGGUUAUGUAUCGGUAAGCAUUCCUCAAGAGGCAUCCAUCAAGGAAGACAUUCCAAAAGAUUUUAGAUGCAAUGCCAUAUCAGCAGCUGGUCCUCUGAAUGGCAAUUAUCUCUGUUCAGAUGCUUCACACACAUCUGAUAAAGAAACCUCGCAAACUUCAGCAACCCCAGAACUUGGAUCUUUUACCAAAGGUGUUAAUAGUGGUGCUGAAAAUGUCGGCAGUACCUCUUCUCCACUACAGUCUGGUUAUGUACUCUAGCACAACUGUGCUCAGCUAAUCAACAUUGAAAUUAAUGCCCUUCUUGUGUUCUAUUCUGUCUCAUGUUCUAAAUAAUGUCACAAUAUUUAGUCAUUAGUUGAAUGUUCCUGAUUCAGAACAUAUAUUGUGUGUGUUUUAAGACAAAGAUUUUCUCUGCAUAUCUGUAUAUAUGUCACAUAUACUAGAUAUCAUUUAUAUGUAUGUAUAUAUGUAAAAAUAUUAUGUUACUGUUAUGAUCUUAAUG